AUCUUUUUUUUCCCCACCUGUCCGCAAACCCUCCCCCAACCCGCACGCAUCGGCACGGCAUCUCCUCGCUCUGCCGCGCCGCCGCCGCCGCCAUGAAGCGCUCCUUCGACGCCAUGGAGGCGAAGCCGGUGUUCCUCUCCAAGGAGGAGCGCCAGCGCCUCGCGCUCGAGCGCCGGCAGGCGGCCGUCGCCGACCAGCGCCGCUCCGCGCUCGACAUCCUCCAGUCGCUCCCCCGGCCCCCUCCGCCGCCUCCCCCGUCCGGCGCCCCCCGAGACUCCUCCUCCUCCCACCGCGACCCCUCCGACCGGGACAGGGGGGACAGGGACCGCGACCGGGACCGGGACCGGGACCGGGACCGCCGCCGCGACGACGACUCCCGCCGGGACCGAGAUCGGGAUCGCGACCGCGACCGCGACGAGCCUUCCCGCCGGGACCGGGACCGUGACCGCGACCGCGACCGGGACCGGGACCGGGAGCACCGGGACAGGGAGCGCGGGGAGCGGGACAAGGACAGGGAGAAGGACCGGCUGGAGAAGAUGGCGGAGCGGGAGCGGGAGAAGGAGCUGGAGGCCAUCAAGGAGCAGUACCUGGGGUCCAAGAAGCCCAAGAAGCGGGUCAUCAAGCCCUCGGAGAAGUUCCGCUUCUCCUUCGACUGGGAGAACACCGAGGACACCAGCCGCGACAUGAACAUGCUCUACCAGGCGCCGCACGAGGCCCGCCUGCUCUACGGCCGCGGCUUCCUCGCCGGCAUCGACCGGCGCGAGCAGAAGAAGGCGGCCGCCGUGUUUGAGAAGGAGACCCGCGCUGAGCAGCGCCGCAAGUUCGGCGUGGAGGACCGGCCCGAGGAUGAUGUGGCUGAUAAGAAGAAGGCCGCCGCCGCGGAGAUGUACGACGCCUUCGACAUGCGGGUGGACAGGCACUGGUCUGAGAAGGGCAUCGAGGAGAUGACGGAGCGGGAUUGGCGUAUUUUCCGGGAGGACUUCAAUAUCUCCUACAAGGGGUCUCGCAUACCCCGGCCGAUGCGCAACUGGCCCGAGAGCAAGCUUGGGACUGAGCUGCUUCGUGCUAUUGAGAAGGUUGGGUACAAGAAACCGUCACCCAUCCAGAUGGCUGCCAUUCCGCUUGGUCUCCAGCAGCGUGAUGUCAUUGGUAUUGCAGAGACUGGUUCGGGCAAGACUGCCGCUUUUGUGCUUCCUAUGCUGUCGUACAUUACUCGCCUGCCGCCUAUAAGCGAGGACAAUGAGGCUGAGGGUCCUUAUGCUGUUGUCAUGGCACCUACUCGUGAGCUUGCUCAACAGAUUGAGGAAGAGACGGUGAAGUUUGCAACCUAUCUAGGCAUUAAAGUCGUUUCCAUUGUUGGUGGUCAGUCGAUUGAGGAGCAAGGUUUCAAGAUCAGGCAGGGCUGUGAAGUUGUAAUUGCAACGCCUGGUCGGCUUCUUGAUUGUCUGGAGAGAAGGUAUGCUGUGCUCAACCAGUGCAACUAUGUUGUACUUGAUGAGGCUGAUAGGAUGAUUGAUAUGGGAUUUGAGCCACAGGUUGUUGGUGUCCUUGAUGCGAUGCCAUCAAGUAACCUGAAACCUGAGAAUGAGGAAGAGGAACUGGAUGAGAAGAGGAUUUACAGGACAACUUAUAUGUUCAGUGCUACCAUGCCACCUGCAGUUGAGCGCCUUGCUAGGAAGUACCUCCGUAACCCAGUUGUCGUCACAAUUGGUACAGCUGGCAAGGCCACAGAUCUGAUAACCCAAAACGUGAUCAUGGUGAAGGAGUCAGAGAAGAUGUCACGACUCCAGAAGAUACUCACAGAUCUUGGGGACAAGACGGCCAUUGUAUUCUGCAACACAAAGAAGUCGGCAGACAACCGUGCUAAGGAUCUGGACAAGGCAGGUUUCCGCGUCACAGCACUGCAUGGAGGGAAGUCACAAGAUCAGAGGGAGAUCAGCCUUGAUGGAUUUAGGAACCGCAGGUUCAAUGUUCUUGUAGCGACUGAUGUUGCAGGGCGUGGUAUUGAUAUUCCUGAUGUGGCUCAUGUUAUUAACUAUGAGAUGCCUAGUUCAGUUGAUACAUACACACAUCGCAUCGGAAGAACAGGGCGUGCAGGAAAGAAGGGACUUGCAACUUCAUUCUUGACCCUGGAUAACACUGAUAUUUUCUUCGAUCUGAAACAGAUGCUUACUCAGAGCAAUAGUCCCGUCCCUCCAGAACUUGCUAGGCAUGAGGCGUCAAAGUUUAAGCCAGGAUCAGUUCCCGAUAGACCUCCAAGAAGAAAUGACACCGUCUAUGCAUCUCACUGAAGCAAUCUGCCGCAGAAGAGGUGGAGAUCCUUCCUGGGUAUAAUUCAGGGCCACCAACUGUGUCGAGAUUUAGUACUUAUGAGAGGGCAAAUGCUCAGUCUUGAUCUUCAUUGUGGAGAUUUAUGUGGUUCUUUCAACAUUAGUCUCAAGAGGGAAAGCAGGGCGAGCACGACAACAGCUGCAUUUCACAUCACACUAGCAUGAGGAACCCCAACUCCUUGUCCGCUUCCAUGGAUGAUAUAUUGUCAAGAAUGGCACUAAAUUUGACAAAAGCAUCUUAGAUCCAGGUUGUGGAUUUUAAGGGGUGAUGCAGUGCAGAUUAUCUGAGCAAAUUGACCAGCCCUGUUGAAUUCUCUAACUAGUUUGGUAGUCAGUCCUAUCUGUACAUGAUGUGAAGUCGAUCGUGAGUUCCAGCUAGGCUGUCUGAAACCUUGGCGUCGUCUAUGUGGAACCUGGUGUUGAGUCGUACUAGCAUCGAUGGUGGAUGUGUACACGUGUGCGCACCGUGACACGUGCCUCCGCCCGGGACAAAAACCUGCCACCGUGGCUUGGCUUCUCUCCUUCGGUGAUUCCACCGCUCAGCGCCAGUACAAAGCAACCAGCACGCACGGGGUCACCGUUCCAGAGCACCGAUCGCCGUUCAGAUCUACAGAUCUCUCUGCCCCACGGACUGGGUUGUGGAGUGGACCAGGCAUCUGAUCUGCUAUAUCAUCUUAGGGAGCGAGUGACGACAUGUCAUUUCGAUGUACCAGUAGUUACAUAAGCACAGAGACAGCGGUCUGAAUCUAUGUUGUUGCCCCCUCUCCUUAAAAUGUUUCCGGCUGGUAGUGUUUGCCAUCUCGAGUUGAUUCUUUACAGACACAUUUUCCAGCUCUAAGUUUCUUCAUGCCACA
Molecule: messenger RNA, 3184 nt
Organism: Aegilops tauschii subsp. strangulata
Lineage: Eukaryota; Viridiplantae; Streptophyta; Magnoliopsida; Poales; Poaceae
Product: DEAD-box ATP-dependent RNA helicase 21
Molecular function (GO): nucleic acid binding; ATP binding; RNA helicase activity
Source: RefSeq, a predicted model, not a curated record